AUGGUAUUUUUAUGUGAAAUGUUAAUAUUUUAUAAAAACUUUUUGAUCAUUACAUACAAGGAAAUUUAGUUUGUGUCCACUCUUAAUUAAAGUGUAGAAGUGGAAAGAGCAUUUUCUGCUGCUGCUGGCUACAUAUGUAGUUCUUUAAAAGUACUACACGCCCAAGCCAACUGUGAUCCCGAGGAGGGGAGUGACGGGAGCGCUAGUGUCGCAGUGAGAGAGGGGCUGGCAGUAGGGGAAUACCAUUAGCUGUGGAAGCAAGGAGUAUACACAUGCGUUCAUAAGUGUACGCAACAUGUAAGCAUGAUCACCUGGAUGUAACGAUGGCCGUGAAGCGCAGUCGUGCAGUAAGAAAUGUUGUGAUAAGCUGAAGGUACAGUUGUAUGAAACAGCAAAACACAGUGUCUACGAAGAUGUCACAGUGUCACAGCAUCACAUCGUACCGUUUGUGUUAUAAUAAUUAUUUCACUCAGCACCAUAUGUAACUUACAUGUCGGUAUACAUUUGCCUAUAAUGAAAGAAAAUAUUGUUUUCUGUGAUUAAUUAAUGAAAAAAAUGCAAGAAACAUUUCAUCACAGUUUCGUGCAUAGUGCACGUAACAAACGCCCACUCAGCCAUUUAGUUCUUCAAUUCCUGAUAUGUUGCCAUUGGAAUAUGUUAGUGGUGCACCGAUAUGACUUUACCGAUUACCGAUUAUGAGAGCAAUAAUCGGCAGGUACCGAUUCAGUUACCAAUUAUAAUGAACAAAUUUUUUUAAGUGUAAUAAUGCACACAAAUUUUUUUAAUCCCAUGUGAAUUUAAUAACAAGAUUAGGUAAAAUUAAGAAUACAGUUAUAAUAACAGUAUAAAAAUAUAUAAAAUACACUAUUAAGUCAUUGCAAAGUGUAAAUUAAAUGAACUUCUAUUUAUAUUUGUUAUUGUAAACAACUUGAACUACAGUCAAAUAAUUGUAAUUUACAAUGGGUAAGUUUUUGUUGCGGAAAACUAGCAUUAUUAUCGACUAUCACUAGGGACUAGAAAAUUUCGCGAUCGCGAAAUUUUCACGAAUUCGCGCGAAAUUAAGUGCAAAACGCGAAAAAUACCAUUUGUUGCGAAAAAAAAAACGAAAUUUUUACGAAUUUUAACAAACUAUGCGCGAAAAGGUUUAUUUAUUAUAAAUUUAGUAUCAUAAUCAUAAAAAUAAGUCGCAGUCACACGCAUCGACGCAAUUCACAAACAAUAUGUUCAUUUGAAUAAAAAAAUGUAAGGAAAUAAAUGUCCUAACCAAAAAAAACAUGAAGGGUAAAACUUAUAAUUAAUUAUUAUUAUGUAUUAUAAUAAUUUGCGAUGCUAAUCAUUGCUAAGUAAUUUACGAUUUUCUAUUUAUUAACUAACAUCCGCUUUAAAAUGAAACACUUAACGUGACGUUGAUUCAUUUUAAUUACCUAAAUAAAAGUCCGCCGGUGUAAACCAUUCCAUUCGCCAGUCAUCGCAGCCAAUUUUUUUGCUGCUAUGGCCUACGGAUAACGCUCCUAGCCAGUAACUUAAAUUCAUGAUUAUAAUUAACACGCCAUUGAGUGGGACUUUGGGACGUAAUUACGGAGAACAUAACAAUAAAAUUACUUAAUACAUCGGGCAAAAAGUGACGGUAAAAAAUGAUAAAAUUAUUUACAUGGAGACUGCAGGGGAUAUAAACACUUUUAUUUUUAAUUCCUUGGGAUCCAUGGAAGAAAAAAAAAAUUAACUUGAAAAAGAAUAGUUUUCACUGGUGUGCAACUGCUGCUGUCGUCAUGUUCACUUUGGCUUCUACUCCGACGGGCAAAUCGGCAAGUUAACAAGAUUAUUAAUUGAAUAGUGACUAGUGAGUGAGUAAAAAUGCGGAAUAAAUUAAGUGCAAGGGAUCGAGCAUUUCAGUAUAAGAAGGAGGGGUUUUACUGUACAGAUAAUAGCACGGUUAUGUGUAAGUUUUGCAACACGAAAGUUUUGUGGGAUCGAAAAGACACGAUUGAAAUACAUUUAAAGUCGGCAAAACACGUGGCGUCAUUAGCAGCAACAAAAGAAGAGACUACAAAACUACAAACAUAAGUUGCAUCAUGCUUUAAUAAAGUUGUCAAAGACAAAAAAUCGGCAGAUUAUCUUGGAAAACGUGUCACAGAAACAUUUGUAAAGGCUAACAUACCACUUGAGAAACUUAACAAUGAACACAUGGUGAACUUCAUGAAUGAAUUUAUUGAAGGAUCUGGCGCAUUGCCUUGUGUAAAGACUUUGCGAGAAAAGCACCUUCCCAGAUUAAAUAUGGAAAGGGAAGAAAACAUCAAGGAGAAGGUCAAAGGAAAGCACCUUGCGGUAUGCUGCGAUGAAACAACAGACAAACAAGGUUGGUGUGUUUUCGUUAUAAUCUUCAAGAUUAUAGAAGCCAGUCACCAAGUUGAAAUCGUAGUAGGUGAUGUCCACAUUCUUGAAACAGCUGAUGCAAAAAGUUGUUCAAGAGCUAUUCUUGAUUCUUUGAACAAAUAUAACAUUAGCUAUGACAGUGUCCUGGCCUUAGUAUCAGACUCAGCCCGAUACAUGGGGAAGUGUUUUGACACACUUACCAACUUGAUGUCGGACAAUGUUGUAGUGAUUCAGUGUUGGGCGCACAAACUCAAUCUGAUUUUGAAUGUUCUGGGAAAGCACCUUCCUGAACUUCAAAAUGCCACUUCCAAAAUCAAGAGUGCGUUCCUGAACACUCGAAAGAGAAAGCAUCUGUUCCGGCAAUUUCUGGAUGAUAAAUAUGAAGCUGGAAGGGUUCCACUGUUCCCAAUGCCAGUCCUCACGAGAUGGUCUUCGUGGUACGAGUCUGUAGCCUAUGUACCUGACUACAUAGAAGCUAUUGUUGAGUUCAUGAAGAGUGACGACAUAGCAUCAGUUAGCAAUGUUGGAGUUCAGUAUUUGGCAAGUUUGUCACAGGAACAGGUCCUUAAUGUUAAGGUGCAGGCUGCCUUCAUCAAAGAAACAGCAAAGGGAAUUGUUGACUUGACGAAGUUGUUGGAAGGGUCGUCAUAUCCUUGUAGCAACAUUUUGUGUGGUAACCUACGCAAAGUUGAGCAAGUUUUGCAGCUUGCUGAAGCAGGAAAUUUUGGCGAAGAAACAAGUUUAGCACUGCAGUCGUGUGGGAGAGAUGUUGCAAAAGCUCAGGUUAAAUCUGCCUUAGUAAAAGCUGCAUCACAUGGAUACACUAAGCUGCUAGCUUUAAUUUCAAGUGAUCCUGCAAGUCAUCUUUAUUCUGAACUGAGUGUUUUUGACCCUGCACAGAUUUUAACUACGGAAGUAACAAAAGAUCUUGGUAAAAAAUUGAAGAAAAUGGCAUUGUUCAAGGACUGCGAUGAAAGUCAAUUGCUUCAAGGCUAUAAAGAGCUUCAGUUCUUGGUGAAGAAACAGUUAGGAGACAAAAGUGAUGCAUCACUGGAUUUGAUUGCAAUAUUAUGUAUUGUCUCUUUCUGUAAAUCAUCCAGAAUUUUCUAAGGGUGCUUUGAAAAGUGUAUGGUUGCCAUGUGCAAAUGCAGACUGCGAACGAUUUUUUUCUAAGUACAGUUCUGUUCUAAGUGACCAACGACAGCGCCUUAAUGCUGAAAAUGUAGCUAUUCUCAGUGAAAUCUAUUUUGAAGGUUGAACACUGUUUUAGUGUGUUAGUUGUAUGCCAUGUCUAUGUGGUUAGUGUUACAUAUGUAUUCAACUUUGCAGCUGUAAAUAUUAUGUAUUGUGUUUUAUGAUCUGUGACAAGCAGGAAACUGAAUUUUUUUGAUAAGAGCAUUACUAACAAAUAUAGAAGCUAAAAUUAUGUACAGAUAUGACGAUAAGUAAUUAAUAAUUUCCUCAUUGUAAAGACUUUAAGAAUGUUUUUACAAUUAUCUCUGUAUCAAUAUAUAUUGUUCAUAUUAAUUUUGACUGUUAAUUUUGGGAAUCCACAAAAAAAUCACAUUGGUGAAAACACCGAAAUGAAAACACCGCUUUUAAGAAUUCAAACCACCGCUUUUUGCACUUUCAAAACGACGACAUUUUCCAGUCCCUAACUAUCACUUAAGGUUGCAUCGAGAAAUUACCGUUUAACAAUGUAAGCCUGUUGCUAUAUUUUGUUCACUUGAGUUUAUAGAAAAAUGUUUCCACACUUCACUUUUUUUCUCCCUAGUCGCCAUCUCACUAUAAUUAUAUAAAAAUGACUCAAAACCAAUUCUAGCACAUGUGAUUUUAUUAAUGUUGACUGAAUGUAUAAAAUUAUAAAUACUUUUUCACUUUUCACGUCACAUACAAAUAACACAACGGAUAAUGUUACCAAAGACGCCCAUAACGAGUUUGUAAUACCCAGUGAUAAACUCUGAAAGGUAUCGGGACCACGAUUUUGAACCGCUACGACUCGAAAAGAUCGAUUGUCAUAGAAUCCACUGCAACUGCUUGUGGUAUUUUGAUUGCGUGACAUCUAUUUUACGUCUCUGGCUAUAGGUAAUGUACAAGGCCACUAAACAAAAGACAGAACAAAAGACGAAACGUAAAUUAACGUGUAGGAAAAAUGGAAUUUUUUAUUGUUCGAGGCAAUGAGAUUUAUAAAACUUAACGAAAUAUCUGUAAUCUUGAUAUGACGGAGUUAGAUGAAUUUUGUAAUAUAUACAAAUAUUACCGUAUUUCGUCCUAAAAUGUGUAAUAUUACACAGUAAAAACAAAAACCUACUUAAUUACGCCGGGACGUAGAUAAUCGGCAAAGUAAUCGUUAAGAUAAUCACCGAUUACGAUUAAUCGGUAAGUACCCAUAAUCGCCGAUUACGAUUCAUCUGUAUCCGCAUCGGUGCACCACUUGAAUAUGUGCUGCUGUUGUCCGAAAAGUCCCAUUCACUGUCUGAGCUGGACUCGCCAAAGUUAACAACCAUUUUCUCAAUUUCGUGCUUCAUUAGACAGUCACCUGUCCAGUACUCUGCUUCUGUAUGUUUUAUAUGUAAAAUAGCAUUUUGCCAUUCUUCUUUGGUGACGCUAUUGAUUGCUUCUGUUGUGAUGUUUUCAAUGGUAAGUGAUGAUUGAGCGACAUUUUUUUCAGCAACACGUGAUUUCACAAUGUUCCAUACAUACUCUAUAGUGUUAAGCUCACAGUGGUAUGGUGGUAAUCUUCUCAUUUAUGCGAAACCUGGGACGUGGACGUCAACCACGAACGAGCUGGAGGAGUUCACAUUUUGUCAUAUCAUUGUCAUGCGGAAUGUUGUUGUUCUGUAACCAUUGGAUAUCUUGUUUUCUUGUAGCGGCUGUUGGUGUCUUAUUUAGCUUAUUUAACUGAACAGAAUGAUAAGGGGCAUUAUCCAUUACAACCAACAAAUUAGCAGGCAGAUUUGGAAUAAGCUUGUCUUGCACCCAUCUGGAAAAGUUUGCGAAGUUCAUCUCGUCGUGAUAAUCACCACUUUUACCUUUGGACUUGAAAAUGAGAUAUGCACCUGCAUAGUUGCCAACUCUCACGAUUUUGGCGUGAGGCUCACUAUUUGUAGGUAUAUGUCACGCCCUCACGAUUAAACAUUCCUUCCUCACUAUUGAACAUUCCUUCCUCACGAUUUUUCGUAUUUUUUGAUACCUUGUACAUUUACAUGUCAAUAGGUUGUAACUAUAUUGAUACAAUCAUAUCGCACUAGAUCGGUUGGAGAUAUAUCGCUUGCGACCUCGAUUCAAGAUCGAAUAACUUUGACCUGUUGCUUUUGAUCGUUAAUGGCGGCCGUGGUUGUUUCUAGUUGUAUUGUUGGUUAUAUAAUUGAUUAGCGUAUAUAUUCUUUGUUUUUGUAUUUAUGAUGUCGCAGUGCGGUGUGAAGAAACACUACAAAACAACUUUCAAGUUAUAUGCAGAAGAGUUUCCGCACAUCAUAUCGUCUCGUAAAGGUGAAAACUGUGCGUAUUGUAUUGCGUACCGUUGUGAUUUUUCACUCACGCAUGCUGGCAGAAACGACAUGGUUAAACACUGCCAAACAAAAAAACAUGUUGAUAGCGUAAAGUGCAUUGUUUCAAAUAAGAAGCUGAAUUAUAUUUCUGAUAGGUCUGAGAACCGUAAAAUUAGUGCAUAAUGUUUAUUUACGUCUUUUAUUGUGGAACACUUUGCCAAUUACUUGUGCUGAUUACGCGGGCUCGUUGUUCAGGAAAUGUUUCCGGACAGCGAAAUUGCACAAAAAAAAAUACAUCUGCGCAAGAACGAAAACAUCAGCUAUAAUGGCAGAAAUAGAAGAGGAAACUCGUGCAACUAAUGUUGAGAUCUUGAAAAGUGAAGUUCUUUCAGUGGUGACGGAUGGAAGCAAUCAGGGUGUUGCAAAGCUGUAUCCUAUCGUGGUUUCUUUCUAAAUCAAAGUGACAUAUUGACACACACAGAAGUGGCAGACAUGAACUCUAUUCGUACUGCUUCUUUCUGCAGUCUAAGGUUCUUCGUUGAAAAGUUUCCCAGCAUUGGGGUGAAGAAUGAAGACCAAGAUAUGGAUUCAGAAGUAUACUUAUUAGAAACAGUUUUGCUCUUUUCAGAUGCAAGAGAUACCAGAAGAGGUGGCAAAACAGAGCAGAAUUGAUAUGAAGUGGUCAUUGGUUGGACAAAUAAAAAAUCCAGACAAUACUUUAAAAUAUGGCAGACUUUCCAGGGCAAUGCUUGCCGUUCUCUGUAUCCCACACAGCAAUGCAGAUUGUGAAAGGAUUUUUUUAUAAAUUAAGAAAACAAGAACCCAAUUCAGAGCAUUAAUGUGUGAUGCAACUCUACAAAAAUUGAUCAAAAUGAAAUCAUAACACGGAGGACUUUGUUAUGAACAGAAUUUUGAUGCAAAUUUUUUAAAGAAGGCUAAAUGUUUGACAUGCAUGUCAUUGAAGAAGUGAAAAUUAUCUGCAUUUAAUCUGUGCUGAAAUACUAACCCAACCUCAAUUUCCAAUUUCAUAAUCAAAAUUAGUUUAAAGUUACAUUAUUUUUUGUACAUAAGGUUUUCUCUAACAAACUACAAAUGUAACCGAGUUAAAAUAACAUUAUUUUGUGUGCAGACCUACAUGUGAACUGUGAAGGUUUCCAUUUAUGAUCUUCUAAUGUAGGUAAGUUGUUUGCAUUUGUUCCUUUUGAUUGUUGGAAACAGUUUUAAGUGAUUGAUGUGUAAUAUGCAUUUAUACAUAUCAGUGCCUAUAAUGUUGUAUGUUGCUAGAUUAUUUAAUAGGGAUGGGACGAAUCCACAUUUUGGUCGAAUCCGAAUCCUUGAUUGAAUCCUCAGUGUUUGUCAUCGAAUCUCGAAUCCCAGUCCCACACUAAACUUCACAUAUUAAUAAAAAAAAUCACACAUUUAUUUUAAAAAAUUACAUAGGCCUAUGUAUUAAAAAAAUCACAUGUGUAUUUAUAAAAUUAUAAAAUAAGUGCAUAGUGUAUACACCUGAUAUAAAAUAGAGACAAAUAACCUCAAAAACCACACACGUAAGUUUGCAUCUGUCUAAUUCUCUGUUAAAUUCAUCCUUCCUAUGUUUUCAAUAAAAUACGUUUGUAUAACAGACACCAUUUAAAACAAGUUACUUUUUUUCUGCAAUGUUAUAUUAUUGAAGGUUGGAAAUGAUCGAGUAGUUAUGCUAAUUGACAAAAUGCAGCGUAGUUUAUCUUAUGUUUGUGCUAUUUCCGUUACCUUUAUAAUAUAGUUUAGGUAUACAAUUUUCUAGAGCUGGACAAACCUCAGUUCUCAUAUUUCGAACCGAACCAAACUCAAUCGAACCAUAGCAAAAAAAUUUCGAACCUCAUACAGAAAUAAUUGUUUUGAAUUAAAAUGAACCGACCACCAGCAUUUUGGUCUUUAACUGAAUGGUGAGAAAGAAAGGUUCUCCAGCCAUAUGUAAAAUUAAAACAUUAUAUAGCUUAGCUUUAUUAAAACAUUG
Molecule: messenger RNA, 7860 nt
Organism: Bacillus rossius redtenbacheri
Lineage: Eukaryota; Metazoa; Arthropoda; Insecta; Phasmatodea; Bacillidae
Exons: 2
Coding region: 2185-3483 (432 amino acids)
Source: RefSeq, a predicted model, not a curated record